Messenger RNA from Dendrobium catenatum, 1170 nucleotides. RefSeq lists its product as uncharacterized. The transcript has a single exon. The coding region runs from base 1 to 1170 and encodes 389 amino acids. The record is from RefSeq and is a predicted model, not a curated record. Lineage: Eukaryota; Viridiplantae; Streptophyta; Magnoliopsida; Asparagales; Orchidaceae.
AUGAAACAACCCAAAGGAUUUGAAGAUUCUUCCAAUCCUGAGCACGUUUGUCGCUUAAGAAAAGCAAUCUAUGGAUUACGUCAGGCUCCUCGCCAGUGGUAUACAACUUUUACGUCCUAUCUUCUACAACUUGGCUUCAAACACAGCCAGGCCGAUCCAUCACUGCUGAGUCUUCAUCGCAAACAUAUUCACAUUUACUUGCUAGUAUAUGUCGAUGACAUACUACUAACCGGCAAUGAUCCCUCAGCUAUAAAGACUCUGGUAGCACAGCUUCAAUCGCAAUUUACAAUGAAAAAUUUGGGUAAUGCGCAUCACUUCCUCGGCAUAAAGAUAGACUCAUCUCCAGAUAAGUAUUUUCUAUCUCAAACUCGUUAUGCCCAAUCAAUUCUAAAACUUGCCGAGCUGCAAAAAUGCAACUCGGUAGCUAAUCCCUUGUCCACAAAAUUACCAGGUAUCUCUCCCACCGAUCAACCGUGCUUCUCAGACAGCUCCUACAGGCGUAUCAUUGGUUCCCUUCAAUAUCUCACUUUAACACGACCGGACAUAGCUUAUGCAGUUAACAUGCUAUCCCAGCAUAUGCACAGUCCAGAAGCUCACCACACGGUUAUGCUCAAGAAGCUGCUUCGCUAUAUACAAGGCACGGUGGCUUUCGGUCUUCCUAUCACACGUUCAAACCUCACGCUCCGAACCUUCUCGGACGCAGACUGGGUGUCGGACCCGAUCACGCGUAAAUCCACAACUGGAUUUUGUACUUUUCUUGGCGAAACAUUGGUCUCGUGGACAGUUAAGAAGCAAGCAACUGUCUCCUGUUCAUCAACAGAAUCGGAGUACCGAGCGUUAGCUUCAGCAACAGCGGAUACAAUCUGGAUCAGGAAACUUCUCGCUGAUUUCCUCAUUGAUCACUGUCAUUCCGUUGAUCUAUUUUGUGACAAUACCUCUACCUUCGCAUUAGCGAAUAAUCCUGUGUUUCAUGCUCGAACGAAGCAUAUCGAAAUUGAUCAACGCUUUGUUCGGGAUCACAUUCAAAACAAGAUCAUUCGCCUUUUGCCUAUCAGUAGUGAAGAUCAACUUGCGGAUAUUCUCACAAAACCUCUCUCCACACCUAGAUUCAAAAUUCUUCGAUCCAAACUGACAAUUGGACCCAAUUGUCGGUUUGAGGGGGAAUGUUAG